ACAGGCCAGUGAUGUCCAUUCUGGAGUGAAAAUAUUGAGAUACGAGCCCACUACGUACAAUUAUUACCAGAGUUGCACUGUACGCAUACGGAAGUUGCGCGUAAAAAAAAGUUGGUCACGCUUCUUUUAUCGCGGCCUGUUUAUGGGCUACAUUGGUUCACCGCUCAUGGAGCAGAAUGAUCGCGUCAAGUCUUUACCCCAUGCACCCCACAGUACCGGUUUACGGACGGCAGGCCUCAAUCAAGACAUGCUGAAUCACUCGAAUUCGACCAGACCAAGCCCAAUAGUUCGGUUGUCAUG
This is a messenger RNA of Opisthorchis viverrini, 300 nucleotides long. RefSeq lists its product as hypothetical. The transcript is spliced from 2 exons. The record is from RefSeq and is a predicted model, not a curated record. The annotation marks the transcript as partial. Lineage: Eukaryota; Metazoa; Platyhelminthes; Trematoda; Opisthorchiida; Opisthorchiidae.